UCAGGAUGGAGGACUCUUCCAUACUAAACGCUUUUGAUAACGUACAUGUUACUAUGUUUGCUUUGUUUUGCUUUAAGCUUUUAAUAAAAAUUUCAUUGGCUCUGCUUACUCACUUCUACAUUGUACGAGGGAACAGAAAGGAGGCUGCCAGGAUAGCAGAGGAGAUCUAUGGAAUAACACCAGGAUCAUGGGCAGACCGAUCUCCACUUCAUGAAGCUGCUCUGCAAGGCCGACUAUUAUCCUUGAAAACACUAAUAGCACAGGGAUUUAAUGUGAACAUUGUGACGGUGGAUCGAAUAUCUGCACUUCAUGAAGCCUGCCUUGGUGGUCAUGUUGCUUGUGCAAAGGUUUUACUGGAGAAUGGAGCUAAAGUGAAUGCAGUCUCUGUGGAUGGGAUUACACCACUUUUUAAUGCCUGCUGUAGUGGCAGUGCUGCGUGUGUUAACGUACUUUUGGAGUACGGAGCUAAACCCCAGCUAGAGUGCCAGUUGGCAUCACCCAUUCACGAAGCUGUGAAAAGAGGUCACAGAGAGUGUAUGGAAAUUCUCUUAAAUAAUGGUGUAAACAUUGACCAAGAAGCAGCCCAUUACGGCACACCUCUUUAUGUGGCAUGUGUCUUCCAGAGGACAGAAUGUGUUAGGAAACUGCUGCAUUUAGGAGCAAAUGUAGACCUUGGGAUAUGUCUAGAUUCUCCACUUCAUGCUGCUGCCAGGAAGUCCAGUGCAGAAAUAGUCACAAUGCUUAUAGACUACGGUGCAAAUGUUAAGUGCCGAAAUGCUGAGGGGGUUCGGCCAGUGGAACUUGCAGUCCCAAAUAGCAAAGUAGAAAGUGCACUUCUGCUACGGGAAGGUCCAGAUCUCCUGGUACAGCUUUGUCGACUAUGCAUACGAAAGUGCUUAGGUCGAUCACGUCUUAACAAAAUUUCUGUACUGCAUCUUCCAAAGCGAUUAAAAGAUUUCCUUCUCUAUCGGUAACUGGACAAUUUUCUUGGAGCAACAUUCUUGUAACAUGACAAUUAUUUGUAUAAAUAGGACAUAAACAGAGCAUCAGGCUUGAUGCACAAGCCAGCUGAAAUACAUUUCCAAUAUGUAAUGAUUUUUUGUAUUUGCUUAUGUAUUUGCUGUUUUGAUUAAAGUCACAUGACUUCUGGAUUUAUUGAAGACAAUUUGAUUAUAUGACCACCUUGUUAAAAAUGCCCACUCCUGCAGCACAAUCCAUGGUCUGGGUAAACCUUACUAAUCACAAAUGAUGGCAUUUUUGAAUAUUCAUCACUUGUUUACUGUUCAGAGACCUGAAUCUGUGGUCUGCAUCAUUUCUUAGCCAUCAGACUGGUUUGUAAAUAUUUGAUAAUUCUUUAAGUUGUAAAUAUGUCUUCAACUUUUUAGUUUGCAUUUUAAUGCUUUUAACCUUUCCAGUUUAAAUGCUGUUAUCUUCCAUGGACAUGUUUUUAAAGAAAUAUUUUUUAAUUCUUUGUGAAACAUAAUCUGUUGUGGAAAAAUACAGAGCUUUGA
Messenger RNA from Protopterus annectens (West African lungfish), 1511 nucleotides. RefSeq names its product ankyrin repeat and SOCS box protein 11-like. Gene Ontology annotation, biological process: intracellular signal transduction; positive regulation of protein catabolic process; protein ubiquitination. The transcript has 7 exons. The record is from RefSeq and is a predicted model, not a curated record. Lineage: Eukaryota; Metazoa; Chordata; Ceratodontiformes; Protopteridae. Bases 6 to 974 code for a protein of 322 amino acids. Gene Ontology annotation, molecular function: protein binding.